CGCUGUGGCGGCGCCCAGAGGAGAAACUCACCGAGGCGGACGCGCAGCGGCGGAGGCGACAGUGUCUGUCCCGAAGAGGAGGAAAUAUUCUCUCUGUCGCCGUGGAACCUACGGCCCCGUUCCUUUCACCCUGGAUACGGAACCCCUCGUCGGGUCAUAAGACAACGUCGAGUUACAAGGGCGGGAACCACACUGCGUGGCCACAAAGAUUGAUCACAGCACCGACACGAUUCCAGGUCCUCGGCAGCCACCAUGGAGAUUGUCACACAUUUAAUCAAUGACACCAUAGAAUUCUACAAAUGGACCCUAACCAUUGCAGACAAGCGGGUGCAGAAAUGGCCUCUGAUGGACAACCCCCUGCCCACACUGGCCAUCAGCACCUCCUACCUGCUCUUUCUCUGGCUGGGGCCCAAGUACAUGAAGAACAGAGAACCCUUCCAGCUCCGCAAAACCCUCGUCGUCUACAACUUCAGCAUGGUCUUCCUCAACUUCUUCAUCUUCAAAGAGCUGUUCAUGGCAGCGCGGGCCGCCAGCUACAGUUACAUUUGUCAAUCCGUGGACUACUCAGACGACCCCAAUGAAGUCAGGGUGGCCGGAGCUCUGUGGUGGUAUUUCAUCUCGAAAGGCAUCGAGUACCUGGACACGGUGUUCUUCAUCCUGAGGAAAAAGUUCAACCAGGUUACCUUCCUGCACGUCUACCACCACUGCACCAUGUUCACGCUCUGGUGGAUCGGCAUCAAAUGGGUGGCAGGAGGACAGUCGUUCUUCGGCGCGCACAUGAACGCAAUGAUCCAUGUCCUGAUGUAUCUGUAUUACGGCCUGGCCUCCUGCGGACCUAAGAUCCAAAAGUACCUGUGGUGGAAGAAGUAUUUGACCAUCAUCCAGAUGGUUCAGUUCCACGUCACCAUCGGCCACACGGCCUUGUCCCUCUACGUCAACUGUGACUUCCCCCACUGGAUGCACUACUCCCUCAUCUGCUACGCCAUCACCUUCAUCAUCCUCUUCGGCAACUUCUACUACCAGACCUACCGCCGCCAGCAGCCCAGGCGCGACGCCGCCUCCGCCUCCAAAGCGGGCAAGGCCCUCUCUAAUGGGGCCCCGAAUGGGCUCAGCAGGGCCGCCAACGGAGCAAUGGUGAUGGCGAGCAAAGAGGAAAAGCCCCAGGAGAACUCUGGGAGGAGGAAGCGGAAAGGAAGAGCUAAAAGGGAUUAGAGGAAGAGGAGUGUGAGGGGUUGAGGUGCAGGUAGGGCCUUUGCUUUGGGUUCUCGGUUUUGCUAGUGCUAAAACGUGAAAGACUUCAUUUGAGGAAGAUGUAGAUGAAUGGAUGUGUUAAAGUGUGACGUGUUUAUUUUAAGUCAUGAUCUGAGUGUUGUAGAUACAAUCUUGAGACAGGCCUGUGUUGAGAGAGGAUCAUUGUGUUAGUGAGAGGUGUCAAAGGUCGUGCCUAAACUGACCGUUAUCGCAAAUAACCCAAAAUACAGCAGUGUCUGGUGCGGGAGUAUUCCCUCUCUUUACUGUGGGGGUAGUUACUGUAGACGGGGCACACACACAGAGGGACUUUGGGCUUAAAAACUGAGCCUGGCAAGGAGACAUCAGAGUUGAGCAGGCGCACGUGGAAGGCUACGGUAGGAACGCCACAUUAAACACUCCUGAGCUGCUUGAAAAAGGUUGAUUUACCAUCAUUACGAGUGAUCACUGCUGUAAUGAGACAGGAAUACACAUCAGAACACGUGCAGAACCAUGUCAGUUGAUAUUUGAGCUUUUUUUUUGGAUUUUUGGCUCUUCACCUUUACUGAUAUAAAACUGAUGAUGACGAUGAUGUACAAUUUCAUGUCAUGUCCUCGUCUUAUUGAAGAUACUAUUCGUGUUACAUGAGAGACACCUGAGUUUACAGUACAUGUCCACUGACGCCCUCUGAAGUUGUCUUAUUUGUUCCUAUUUAUUUCAUAUUAUGGACUCUGUUUUCCCCCCAGCUUUCAUCCAUUAGCACACAGUUACGUUUUAAAGAAUAAUAAAUCAAUAUCCAGAGGUAAGAUGUACAUAGAAAAAGAAAAAAGAUAGAUUUCUAACCCGUUGGGACUGUUGUGAGAUGAAAUAAUCCUCAACUCUAGCUCAUAGUAGGUUGAAAUUUAGAUUUUCUAUUUCUGUAUACAACCCGUUUUAUAUAGCUCUACUUGUAUGUAAUGUCAUGAAAUAUAAUGAAUAUUAUCCAGAGAGAAAAAAAACGAAUGAAUGAUUAUCUCAGUGUUUCCCACUUUUGAAAGAGAAGCAGUUGGAGCUUUGUCUUUGCAGAUAAAUAUAUGUCUUUUUAUAUUCUCUCUGACGUAGUCGUUUGUCUUACGCGCUUGGUGAAAAUGUCGUGUGCCGAACAAAGAAGUGACCUGGGUUCCCCCUUUGCAGAGAACAAGCUUACAGUCACUUUUGGCAAAUUUUUCUCCCAACAUUCAAUCAAAUAUCCUUUUUGUGUUCUAUGUUUCCAGGACUCAAUCCAUAUCCUGAGCUGGCUUGAAUGUAAAUUAAUCAGGGGAAAAAUUAUUUGGAUUUAAAUAGAUCAAGUUAAGGUUUCAUUACAAAAAGAACUGGUCAACCUCUAUAGUGACUGUGUAUUAUAUACCAAUAUGAAUAAUAACGUUGCUCUGUCUGUAGUAUAUAGAGUAUAAAUCAGUGGUCGGCUCUAUAUCUGCAAAUCCAGCUUAUGUCAUCCAUCAGCCAAUGCAUUUUAAUGUUAUUUAUCAGUUUGUUCUAUUUAUUUUCAUGUAAAUACCAAAUUCCAUCUAGCUGAGAGCGCUCGUCUGUGUAUUUGUGUUCUUCUUUUUGUGUUGUACAUAUUACAUUGUGACAUUUUGUACACUGUGCAUUUGGGAAUCUUCCCAUUGUGUUAACUUGGACAUUUCUAUGCCGACAUUGCUUCUCUGUGUGUUUUUUUCCCCAUAACUUUGAAAACUCUCUUCAAAUUAAAUUAAACUGUAUGCCUGUACAAAUGUUGGCUUCCCCUUUUCACUUCACAAUGCAGUAAAUGUCAUGGUUCCUUGACAAGGAUAUAAAUUAUUUUACAUUC
Molecule: messenger RNA, 3058 nt
Organism: Scophthalmus maximus (turbot)
Lineage: Eukaryota; Metazoa; Chordata; Actinopteri; Pleuronectiformes; Scophthalmidae
Gene: elovl4a
Product: ELOVL fatty acid elongase 4a
Exons: 7
Coding region: 253-1212 (319 amino acids)
Biological process (GO): fatty acid elongation, monounsaturated fatty acid; very long-chain fatty acid biosynthetic process; sphingolipid biosynthetic process
Cellular component (GO): endoplasmic reticulum; endoplasmic reticulum membrane
Molecular function (GO): fatty acid elongase activity
Source: RefSeq, a predicted model, not a curated record